GCCCGCGGUGCGCGCGCAGGUCGAUGCGUCGGUCGGGGGCGCGCUCGGGUAACCUGUACCUCACGUAGUCGCCGGUUACCCAUCGGACUGUUAAGUUCCAGUGGUGAUUGGCAAGCUGAGUUGAAAUGUCCCCAGAAGUGGCCUUGAACCGUAUUUCUCCAAUGCUCUCCCCAUUCAUAUCCAGUGUGGUACGGAAUGGAAAAGUGGGAUUGGAUGCUACAAACUGUUUGAGGAUAACUGACUUGAAAUCUGGCUGCACAUCACUGACUCCUGGCCCCAACUGUGAUCGAUUUAAACUGCAUAUACCUUAUGCUGGAGAGACAUUAAAAUGGGAUAUCAUUUUCAAUGCCCAGUACCCAGAGCUGCCCCCUGAUUUUAUCUUUGGAGAGGAUGCCGAGUUUCUGCCGGACCCCGCAGCUCUGCACAAUCUUGCCUCCUGGAAUCCUUCAAAUCCUGAAUGUCUCCUACUGGUGGUGAAGGAACUUGUGCAACAGUAUCAUCAGUUUCAAUGCAGCCGCCUCCGCGAGAGCUCCCGCCUCAUGUUUGAAUACCAGACGUUACUGGAAGAGCCACAGUAUGGAGAGAACAUGGAAAUUUAUGCUGGGAAAAAAAACAACUGGACUGGUGAAUUUUCAGCACGUUUCCUUUUAAAGUUGCCGGUGGAUUUCAGCAAUAUCCCUACAUACCUUCUCAAGGAUGUAAAUGAAGAUCCUGGCGAAGAUGUGGCCCUCCUUUCUGUCAGCUUUGAGGAUGCUGAAGCCACCCAAGUAUACCCCAAGCUGUACUUGUCACCCCGAAUUGAACAUGCCCUUGGAGGCUCCUCUGCUCUUCACAUCCCAGCUUUUCCAGGAGGAGGCUGUCUGAUUGAUUAUGUUCCUCAAGUGUGCCACCUGCUCACCAACAAGGUGCAGUAUGUGAUUCAAGGCUAUCACAAAAGGAGAGAGUACAUCGCUGCGUUCCUCAGUCACUUUGGCACCGGUGUUGUGGAAUAUGAUGCAGAAGGCUUUACAAAACUCACUCUCCUGCUGAUGUGGAAAGAUUUCUGCUUCCUUGUACACAUUGACCUGCCCCUGUUUUUCCCUCGAGACCAGCCAACUCUCACAUUUCAGUCCGUUUAUCAUUUUACCAACAGUGGACAGCUUUACUCCCAAGCUCAGAAAAAUUAUCCAUACAGCCCCAGAUGGGAUGGAAAUGAAAUGGCCAAAAGAGCAAAGGCGUAUUUCAAAACCUUUGUGCCUCAGUUCCAGGAGGCAGCCUUUGCCAAUGGAAAGCUCUAGGAAACACCCGUCUCAAGAGCUGGCCAGCCAGACUGCUCAGUCCCCACGCGUGUCAGCACACACGGCUGCUUCCUGGAAGCCAUUUGGAACGUCUCCACGCGGCAUUUUGCUCACACAGCAGCUUUAUGCACCCCAGACAGCC
Molecule: messenger RNA, 1419 nt
Organism: Ochotona curzoniae (black-lipped pika)
Lineage: Eukaryota; Metazoa; Chordata; Mammalia; Lagomorpha; Ochotonidae
Product: BRISC and BRCA1-A complex member 2
Exons: 12
Coding region: 126-1277 (383 amino acids)
Biological process (GO): double-strand break repair
Cellular component (GO): BRISC complex; BRCA1-A complex
Source: RefSeq, a predicted model, not a curated record